This is a messenger RNA of Condylostylus longicornis, 708 nucleotides long. RefSeq names its product piggyBac transposable element-derived protein 4-like. Lineage: Eukaryota; Metazoa; Arthropoda; Insecta; Diptera; Dolichopodidae. The record is from RefSeq and is a predicted model, not a curated record.
AUGACCGGGCGUAGGUUUGAACAGCUAUUGCGUUGCUUACAUUGUGAAUCCGUACCAAAUAAUGACAGACUUACUAAGAUUUCCGAACUUCUGGAGCUUGUAAAUAGUUCAUUUCAAACGGCAUAUAAACCUGGAAAAAAUUUAUGGAUAGAUGAAUCUAUGAUGCUACGUCGAGGGAGACUAAGUUUUCGGCAAUUUAUAAAAUCAAAGAAAAAUAAGUACGGAAUUAAAUUUUAUGAAUUUUGUACACAUGAUGGCUAUGCUCUAAAUCUAGAUAUAUAUAAAGGCAAAGUAACACAUGAGGUAUCUUCCUUAUCUGUAGUAGAUUCUGUGAUUAUGAGACUAAUGGAAUCAUAUUUAUCGGAGGGCCUUUCAUUAUUUAUGGAUAACUACUAUAAUAGUGUCGGAUUGGCCAAUCGAUUACUUAGUUUUAAAACUCAUACCACUGGAACCUUACGUACCAAUCGCAAAAUGAAUCCAAAACCCAAAAUAAUUGACGUGCAAAAUAAAUAUGGUAUCGCGAAGAAAAAGCCAAUAGAGAUUGCUAACUAUAACGUAAAUAUGCAUAGACAGAUGUAUGAUCAAAUGAUAUUAUAUUAUUCCUCCCCUAAAAAAUCUAUCCGUUGGUACAAGAAGGUUAUAUUCCAUUUGCUUCAUAUAUCAAUAUGGAAUCACGUGAAAAAUAGGCUAUUUCGUUUUUGUACCUAA